This is a messenger RNA of Toxoplasma gondii ME49, 831 nucleotides long. RefSeq lists its product as hypothetical. The transcript has 5 exons. The record is from RefSeq and is a predicted model, not a curated record. The coding region runs from base 1 to 831 and encodes 276 amino acids. Lineage: Eukaryota; Apicomplexa; Conoidasida; Eucoccidiorida; Sarcocystidae.
AUGCGAGCUAGGCGCUCGUCCAAUCCUUCCUGCGAAUCAUUUUUUGCCUCCAAGUGCCUGAAAGAAAAAUUCGAAUCGGAACCAGUGGGAAGCUUGGCAACCAAACAGCGCACCUUGAGCCGCGGCGGCUCGCGAGGAUUUAAAACUCUCCCGUCUGUCGAGAAGACAAUUGGAGAGGAACCGGAGUUGUCCGCGACACUAGGACCGCAAAAAGCAUCUUCUAAACAACUCGAAAAACAGCACACGACUCUUCAAGAAAUGAAGAUACAGCGAAGCGGCAGCCGUGUGAAUCCUGUGGCUAAGGUGGAAUCGAAAGGAGACGUCUCAACCGGAACAGUGCCCCUGUCGAGAGCACGCAUUUCAACGGCCAGACGGACUCCGGAGCUUCUCCUCCGACCUCACUGCGAGACUUGCGGAGCGAAUGAGUGCCUGAGGCCGAAGCUUGACGAACGCUGUCACUGCGCUGCAUGCAUCGGCUUAAAGGACAGCGAGUGUGAAUCCCCACGAAUGAAGGCAAGGAUUGCAAACAAACCUUCCUGUCAAAGCUUCUACGCUUCGAAGUUUCUCAAGCACCCAGCAGGCUCAACGAAAUCCAAGCUGCCCGCUCGACGGAACUCUGGAGAGAGCACCCGCGGAAAUAAUAUAACGACUCUCGAAGAUGAAUGCUGUUCUCCUCGCCAUUCUCCGAGCAGUCGACUCAACGCGUCCUCGACAAUAAAGCCGAUGUUGCUCCCAAUCCUGUCUAAGAGCCGAGGCCGGCGUGACACUGUUGGAGACGCUCAAAUGCCGAAGAAAUUGAAGACAAACGGAGAAGUCACGUUAGAGGCGUAA